This is a messenger RNA of Atta colombica, 1476 nucleotides long. RefSeq names its product cyclin-dependent kinase 8 (gene Cdk8). Gene Ontology annotation, cellular component: mediator complex; nucleus. The record is from RefSeq and is a predicted model, not a curated record. Gene Ontology annotation, biological process: protein phosphorylation. NCBI's taxonomy places the organism in Eukaryota, Metazoa, Arthropoda, Insecta, Hymenoptera, Formicidae. Bases 68 to 1432 code for a protein of 454 amino acids. The transcript has 11 exons. Gene Ontology annotation, molecular function: cyclin-dependent protein serine/threonine kinase activity; ATP binding; RNA polymerase II CTD heptapeptide repeat kinase activity.
CUGUGGUAUGUACAUGCAUAAAAAAAAUGUUUGUUUAUAGUUGAUAAUCGUUCUAAUAACGCUAAACAUGAUGGAUUAUGAAUUUAAAAUGAAGACGCAAAAAGACCGCACGAAGGUCGAGGAUUUGUUUGAGUUUGAGGGUUGCAAGGUUGGAAGAGGUACAUACGGGCACGUAUAUAAAGCUCGUCGAAAAGAAGGUGUUUCAGAUAGUGAACUAAAGUCUCGGCCUGAUACAAAAGAUUUUGGCCUCAAGCAAAUUGAAGGUACAGGACUUUCGAUGUCUGCAUGUCGAGAAAUUGCUUUACUCAGGGAAUUGAAGCAUGUCAAUGUCAUUACUCUUAUUCGUGUUUUUCUCUCACAUAAUGAUCGUAAAGUUUGGUUGUUAUUUGACUUUGCUGAGCAUGAUUUAUGGCAUAUAAUUAAAUUUCAUAGAGCAGCAAAAGCCAAUAAAAAACCAGUAAUGGUACCCAAAGGCAUGGUUAAAUCCUUAUUAUAUCAAAUUUUAGAUGGUAUUCAUUAUUUACAUUCCAAUUGGGUACUUCAUAGAGAUUUGAAACCAGCAAAUAUUUUAGUCAUGGGUGAAGGAAAUGAGCGGGGACGUGUAAAAAUUGCCGAUAUGGGCUUUGCUAGAUUAUUUAACGCUCCUCUUAAACCUUUAGCAGAUUUAGAUCCCGUUGUAGUUACAUUUUGGUAUAGAGCUCCCGAAUUACUUUUAGGAGCCAGACAUUACACAAAAGCUAUAGAUAUAUGGGCUAUCGGCUGUAUAUUUGCAGAACUUUUAACAUCCGAACCUAUAUUUCAUUGUAGACAAGAAGACAUUAAAACAAGCAAUCCAUAUCAUCAUGAUCAACUAGACAGGAUAUUCAAUGUGAUGGGAUUUCCAUUGGAGAAAGAUUGGGAGGAUAUAAAAAAAAUGCCAGAGCAUCCUACAUUGCUCAGAGAUUUUAAAAGAUCCAAUUACGCAAACUGUUCACUUACUAAAUAUAUGGACCGGCAUAAGAUCAAACCCGAUAGCAAGGCAUUUAAUUUGUUACAGAAAUUAUUAAUGAUGGAUCCAAACAAGCGUAUUACGUCAGAACAUUCAAUGCAGGAUGCCUACUUUCAGGAGGAACCACUGCCAACACAGGACAUAUUUGCCGGAUGUCCUAUCCCUUAUCCUAAGAGAGAAUUUCUUACGGAUGACGAUACUGAAGAAAAGACUGAAAACAAAGCGAGGCAAAAUCAGCAACAAACGCAACAGCAGACCCAACAGCAGCAAGGUAACGGCGAUCAUAAUCAUGGACAGAACGCGAAACGGGUGAGACUGAACGGGCCGCAUGGUGCUCCUGAGUUCCAUCAGCAUCAGAGCCACGCGAUGACCCACCAACAACCAGGGAUGGUUUAUUCGACGGCUCAACCAACGCAACCGUCGAACUUCCAUCAACGUUUCUAAUUUUGUAACUCGUAAUUAAAGUGAUCAGACAGAAUUAGGCCAAA